CGGUUCGGCAACGGCUGGAGACGCAGGUUUUCAGAAUGACUUCCUUGGAUGACAUGCCCUUGAAUUAUGAAAAGAUGUUUGCUCAUCGAUUCACAUCAGAUGAUGAAGAGUACCAAGAAUAUCUGAAACGUCCUACAGAUCCCCCUCCUAUAGUUGAAGAAUGGAGGAACAGAUCUGGGGGCAACCAGAGAAACAGAGAUCGGUUUCAAGAUGGUAGAUAUUUUAGAGGGGACAGAUACAACUGGCAAGGUGACUACAGAUCUAAUCAGAGGCCAGAAAGAAGUUGGGGUAAUAACUACCAGCAGCACAGACAAGGGCAAUCAUACUCCUCUCCCUAUGGACAAUAUGGCUACAACUCCUACAACCCAGGGCCUCGUUACCAUCCCUACUGAUGACACUUGUGGUUUGAGAGUCCAGCAAUGCUAUGUAACAAAUUCCGUUAGUCCUCAGUUUUCUUGUUUUUCCACAGUUUUAUAGAUAACUGAAGAAUGAGUGUUUACAGUCCAUUGUUCUUUAUCUGUAGUGUGAAUUGAAAAAGGGAACACCUCUUGUGAAUAAUAAAAGAAUAUUAUAUGGAGACUGUUUAGAGUCUGUAGCUGUUAGAUUAAAUGUCCAGCAUUCUUUUGUCUGAAUACAUACUAGUACACUUCCAUCACCAACAUUUCUCUCUUAUUCUUUAUAAAACAACAGGUCAGGGGAAAACAGCUGCAGUUUGUGUGCAGCCUGUAGCAAUGGCACAUUGCCUUAAGAUAGGUCUUUUUGAA
Molecule: messenger RNA, 764 nt
Organism: Indicator indicator
Lineage: Eukaryota; Metazoa; Chordata; Aves; Piciformes; Indicatoridae
Gene: RAMAC
Product: RNA guanine-7 methyltransferase activating subunit
Exons: 3
Coding region: 36-392 (118 amino acids)
Biological process (GO): RNA 5'-cap (guanine-N7)-methylation
Molecular function (GO): RNA binding
Source: RefSeq, a predicted model, not a curated record